Messenger RNA from Ectocarpus siliculosus, 3425 nucleotides. The record is from the annotation of a GenBank genome assembly. NCBI's taxonomy places the organism in Eukaryota, Phaeophyceae, Ectocarpales, Ectocarpaceae.
AUGGGAGGUGCUGCCCAGGGCAUUCUCGGCUGGUCGCACCAGCAGCAAGAGUUGCCCUACCCACAGAACGCUGGCCACAGAAAGCUGCCGGACUACGGUAAUGGGCAAGCAGGAAUGAAAAGACCACGGUAUGAGGAGCGUUCACAAUACGAGGCGGAUGAGAAUCAGGCGGGGACAGUCACUUUUUCGCUCAUCUCCACUUCGUUCUUCACUGCCAAGAUUCGAAAACCAACACCAGCAGCCGUGCACACGUACUUCAAGCUGACGCCGGGGGCGACCUACGACGAGAAGGAGAGGCGGUGGAAGUUUCCCCUUGGAGCACACGAGAACCUUGCUGGGGCUCUCAGCAGGCAGGGCGUACAGGUGGUGCCGGUCCCACGGCAAGCGCUCGCGGCCGCUACGCUGGCGGUUGAGCCUGAACAGGGUGCAGAUGGCGAAAAGGAACCCCCCGUAAAACUGUGCGAAAAAAUGGUGCCAGAGUGCAUCCGAAAGCAUCUUGCCCCUUUCCAAAAGCAAGGCGUCGAGUUCGUUCUCAAGAAGGAGGGACGCGCAAUGAUUGCUGAUGAGAUGGGUUUAGGCAAGACGAUCCAGGCAAUCUGCUGCGCCGCUGCGUACGAGUCAGAAUGGCCGCUGCUCAUUGUGUCUCCCAGCUCCGCGCGCUAUCACUGGCAACACGAACUGCUCAAGUGGCUGGACGAAGACAGCAUCACGAAGAAGCAGAUCGUGGUGGUGUCCAAAAGCAAGCAGGACCUGAACCGGGGCGUCACGAAGGUGGUGAUCAUUUCCUACGAACUGGUCAACCGCAUGAAAGAGGAACUGGACCUGUUCAACUUUGGAGUGGUUGUCUGCGACGAGUGCCACUACCUGAAGAACCAACGGGCCGCUCGUACAAGGGCCAUAGUCCCACUGGCGACCAAGGCGCGUCGAGCUAUUCUUCUUUCGGGCACCCCAGCACUUUCGCGCCCGUCGGAGUUGUUCACUCAGCUGAAUCUUCUCAGCGCUGCAACAUGGGCAUCGUUCCGCGACUUCGGCAAGAGGUAUUGCGCAGGCAAGAAAGGCAAGGGGAAGAAGGGCAAGUUCGGAGCUGACUUCAGCGGUGCAUCGCACAUCGCCGAGCUGCACGCUCUUCUGAGAGCGACGGUCAUGGUCCGACGGCUGAAGAAGAACAUCCUUAAGCACCUCCCACCGAAACAGCGCUCGUUGGUGGAGGUGCAUGUUCAAGACGAAGGAGCUCGGCGGGAACUUCAACAAGAUCUGAGCGUGCUGGCGACAAGGCAUCACGCACGCCUUGGACGCCUGGCAAAGACGCACGCAGACAAGCCGAGCGAGAUCGUUGAGAGUGGAAGUAGUGCUUCCUCACAGUCGAAGGAUGCAUCUCCCAGUGCUGCAGCAGUGGUGGCACGACCAAAAACAUCAAAUCCAUCGCGAACGGAUGCGCCGAAGGGAAAAGGAAAUGGUCGCCAGCCCAAGGUUGGUCCUGGAGCAGGGAGAGUAACCAAGCUGUCUGCUCUACCUCCCGCACCAGUCUCGAAGGAAGUGACUGUUCCUUCCUCGACACAGGACUCCACCAACGGUGACGUGGCUGAGCCGCCCACUAGAGAUGUAGCAGACAUGACCAAAGCGGAGCUGGCGCAGGAACGGCGGUCGCUACUGAUGAAACUGUUUGCCAAUACAGGAACGGCCAAAAUCCCUGCUGUCAUCAGACAUGUGUCCGAUGUUCUUGCUGACGAGAUGACUGGGGGGAAGAUCCUCGUUUUCGCGCACCACAGGAAUGUCCUGGACGCCCUCGAACAAUCGGUGGUCAGGACCGGCCGUGUGGAAUACAUUCGCAUCGAUGGCCGCACCAAGCCGAAGGACAGGCAAGAUCUCGUUGACACUUUCCAGAGCAAUCCCAGCGUGCGGGUGGCUCUUCUGGGGCUCACAGCUGCUGGGAUAGGCAUCACGCUCACGGCCGCCAGCAGAGUUGUGUUCGCGGAGUUGUACUGGACUCCAGCACAAUUACUGCAGGCGGAAGAUCGGUGUCACCGGAUCGGGCAGGCAACGGUGGUCAAGGUGCAGUACCUAGUGGCCAAAGGAAGCUUGGACGAUGCUCUGUGGCCACUCAUCCAAGAAAAGAUCAAGCUGCUCGGAGAGAUGGUGGAGGGGGAGGGUGAGGCCAAUCAUAUGGAGGUCGAAUCGUCUGCUCCGAGGCAGAAGAAUACCGCGCCCACCGCCUUCGCUGGAUCGUCUGUGACAAUCAAAGGAGAUACGCCGGAUGUAGGCACCAACGCUGCCCCUCCUUGUGAAACGAAAGCGGGCGACCCUGCUGCCGAGGCGGCACGGGCUGCUUUCCAAGGUCUCCAAGCCUCGGUUGCCGAAAAUGCCCAGGAGCUUGCGGUGGAAGACAUGCGUCACGAGCUCGAUGAUGAAGGUCGUCGUGAGUUCUUCGAAGAACAGGGGGAAGACGGAGAGAGUGGCUCUAGACGCGGAGGCGGCAGUGAUGGUGAUAGCGACGGCUACAGUGAUGGAGGGGGCGGACAAGAUGAAGGAGACACCCUGUACGAGAUCGUCGAUUCAGACGAGGAACAGAGUGGCGACGUUGAUGUUGGUGCGGCCCACGACCAUGCGCAGGAGAGUGCCUGGUCAGGACACAAUUCAGCGGGGGGUUCUCGAAGCUGGGAGCAGGGAGGCAAUGCAUGUGCACCCCUGGGACUGGAAGCAGCGAUCGCGACGGCAAAAGCAUCUGCACAAGAAGCUGGUCCAAUCACAGCGGACGGUAGCUUCGUUGCCUCUAAAGAAGCCGCUGGGGAAGUGAUAGAUUUGCUCUCUGGCGAUGAAGGUGCCGUUGCUGGUGGCGAUGCACGAGCCGGUGACGUUCUGGUGCUGGGAGAGGAUGAGACAACAGCGGAAAGCACACCCCCACCGGCACCUCUCGAGACAGUGGAGCCGCCGGCAGCCAAGUCCGAGUUGAAUGGUGGAGUUGCCGAGACGAGUUAGAUAGCCCAGGUUCAUCAGCCAACGAGUGUCAAGGCAGUCAGGAAGGCGACCAGGGAGACCAUGCAUCCGCCAGCCAAACUGUUCUCAUAGGUUUGUAUUGCACACACGGCCUUGGCCUAAGCGGACCCCGGCUAUGGAUUCGAUUGCCCCACGAAGACAAUGAAUGUGCCGAUUCCCCAGCCCUGUUUAGCCGGUUUGGUGUGUAGCGCCGCAAGCGCGUGUCAAACUGACCGGGUAUUUUUCUGGAGUGAUUCCAAUACCUGGAGAUUGGUCGCGAACAUGCCCAAAAAAUUGUGCCUCCUUAGAAAAAGCUGUACAGUAGCCGCCACCGCGUACGUAUCCGGGGUUUCGCUGAAUUCCACACUAGUAAUAACCACACUGUUUCGAAAGCAAGCAGUACUAAUUCAAAUGGAAGUCAUGACAAAUGUAUCACCAACCGUAACCAGCUU